UUCAGUUUUGUUAGUUGCCGCUGAACUGGCGAUCGAGCAGGUUGCUUUCUUCGCUUUUACGACAGCUUUCGUGCUUUGCGCAAUCACUUUCAGCGACUUCCAAACGUGGCGUGUGCAUUCUGUAAACAAUUUUAAUCGACAGUUUGUUGUGAAUCAAAGCGGAACGAUGACCAGUUUUGUAAACAUACCGGAAGGAAGCGAUUUCCCUUUGGAGAAUCUACCAUAUGGCGUAUUCUCAACCAAAUCGAAUCCGCGCAAGCGCGUCGGUGUCGCCAUUGGCCAACAUGUGCUCGAUCUCGCCGGCGUAGCGCAACUUUAUCCACCCGAAGUACAGGAUGCGCUCAACUCAGAUUCGUUGAAUCUGCUGAUGAGUCUCGGUCACACAGCGUGGAAUGUAGUGCGUACGCGCACACGUGAGCUGCUGCUGAAAGGUUCGGUGCUCGAGGAGAAUUUGCUGCUGGCACACAGCGUUCUCAUACCACAAACCGACUGCGAGCUGCAUUUGCCCGCCAACAUCGGCGACUACACCGACUUCUAUUCAUCCAUACAUCAUGCAACCAAUGUUGGCAUCAUGUUCCGCGGCAAGGAGAAUGCUCUCAUGCCGAAUUGGCGUUAUAUACCGGUGGGCUAUCAUGGACGCGCCAGCUCUGUGGUGGUCUCCGGCACACCGAUACGCCGUCCAUUGGGUCAAACUUUACCCGUGGAUGGUCAGCCACCAGUUUUUGGCGCUUGCAAGUUAUUGGAUUUUGAAUUGGAAGUUGCUUUCUUCGUUGGUGGUCCGGGUAAUCAAUUGGGCGAACGCAUUUCAGCUGAAGAUGCGUGGAAGAAUGUCUUUGGUUUUACGCUGAUGAAUGAUUGGAGUGCACGUGACAUUCAAAAAUGGGAGUAUGUGCCGUUGGGUCCAUUCACAGCUAAGAAUUUAGGCACCACCAUAUCGCCAUGGGUUGUGCCUGUUGCGGCCUUGGAACCUUUUCUGGUAGACAAUUUCAAACAAGAACCGGAAGUGUUUCCAUAUUUGAAACACGAACGUCCAUUCAACUUUGAUAUAAACCUCGAGGUUUCUUUGAAACCCGAAGGUGGCGCUGAGUCUGUCAUCAGCAAGUCGAACUACAAAUAUUUGUACUGGACAGCGCUGCAGCAGAUUGCCCACCACACUGUCACAGGCUGCAAUGUGCGUCCCGGUGAUUUGAUGGCAUCGGGUACAAUUAGCGGUGAGACGGAAGACUCUUAUGGCUCUAUGUUGGAACUGAGCUGGCGCGGUUCGAAGACCAUCAAUUUGGAGGGCGGUGCUACCAGGAAGUUCCUGCAGGAUGGUGAUGAGUUGAUUAUUCGUGGUCACUGUGAACGAAAUGGUGUGCGUAUUGGUUUUGGUGACUGUGCCGGAAAGGUGUUACCCGCUAUACCACUUUAAAGUGUAAACUACCAUUUUACUUUAGUUUGUCUGUAUAUUGUUUACAAACACUUUUUUUUACUAUGAAAGAAAAAUAUUAGUUAUUAUGAAGAAUAUUUAACUCUUCUACAAAA
Messenger RNA from Bactrocera neohumeralis, 1524 nucleotides. RefSeq names its product fumarylacetoacetase (gene Faa). The coding region runs from base 167 to 1411 and encodes 414 amino acids. NCBI's taxonomy places the organism in Eukaryota, Metazoa, Arthropoda, Insecta, Diptera, Tephritidae. Gene Ontology annotation, biological process: L-tyrosine catabolic process; homogentisate catabolic process; L-phenylalanine catabolic process. Gene Ontology annotation, molecular function: fumarylacetoacetase activity. The record is from RefSeq and is a predicted model, not a curated record. The transcript has 5 exons.